Messenger RNA from Nymphaea colorata (pocket water lily), 1429 nucleotides. RefSeq names its product PHD finger protein ALFIN-LIKE 4-like. NCBI's taxonomy places the organism in Eukaryota, Viridiplantae, Streptophyta, Magnoliopsida, Nymphaeales, Nymphaeaceae. The transcript is spliced from 5 exons. Gene Ontology annotation, molecular function: transcription coregulator activity; histone binding; transcription cis-regulatory region binding. The record is from RefSeq and is a predicted model, not a curated record. Gene Ontology annotation, cellular component: nucleus. Gene Ontology annotation, biological process: regulation of DNA-templated transcription. Bases 335 to 1099 code for a protein of 254 amino acids.
GAAAAGGAAUUGAGAAAGAGAGAGAUUUGCUUCUCCUUGUCUGCAUGUGGGAAAUAUUUUACCGCCAUCACGGAGCUCCCCUUUCACUCUUCCUUCUUCUUCUUGUUCUUGUUGAGCACGGCGACGGGAAUCGACAUCUCCUCUUCCGGUCUUUUCGUUCGAAUUAAUGUCUUCUGUGGGUCUCUCUAAGGUUCCAGUUGGUGCCCGCCGCCUCCACUAACUGCCUCCUCCCCACCUCUUUUAUCCUCCUUUCACUCCCCUUCUUCUUCUUCUUCUUGGUGGUGGUUCCGGAGAGGGAGCGCCAGAGAGAGAGAGGGAGGGAGGGAGGGAGAGGAUGGAGGGUCCUUUCAGAAGCGUUGAAGACGUCUUCAGGGAUUACAGGAGCCGAAGGACUGGAAUCGUCAAGGCUCUGACUACAGAUGUUCGUGACUUCUACCGGCAGUGCGAUCCAGAGAAGGAGAAUUUGUGCUUAUAUGGAUUUCCUAAUGAAUCUUGGGAAGUUAAUCUCCCUUCAGAAGAAGUACCUCCAGAAUUUCCUGAACCUGUGCUGGGAAUCAACUUUUCUAGGGAUGGCAUGUUGGAAGAGGAUUGGAUUAAACUUGUGGCUGUUCAUAGUGAUUCAUGGUUGAUGGCCGUUGCUUUCUAUUUUGGGAUUCGUUCUGGGUUUGAUAAGAAUGACAGGAGGAGACUAUUUAACAUGAUCAAUAACCUUCCAUCUGUUUAUGAGGUGAUUGUAGGGAAGAAAGAGCCACAAGAAGUGUCAAGUGUUACAAGCAACAGCAAGAGCAAGAGAGAGAGCACUGCAAAAGCAUCGAGAGCACCAACACGAGUGGAUCGGGAUGAUGAGGAUGGUGAAGGAGAAGAAGAAGAAGAAGAUGAUGAUGAAGAUGAAGAUGAGGAUGAUGAUGAAGAUGAACACAAGGAUGCCCUUUGUGGUGCAUGCGGCAUGAAUAAUACUUCUGACCAGUUCUGGAUCUGUUGUGAUGUAUGUGAGAGAUGGUUUCAUGGAAAGUGUGUGAGAAUAACCCCUGCCAAGGCCCAGCAUAUCAAGCAGUAUAAAUGCCCCAGCUGCUCCAACAAAAAGUCUCGAGUGCAGUAGGCAUUACAUGAUCCGUGUACCUUUUGAUCCCUUCAAUUGGAAAAAGUCCUCAUUUUGUAACUUCCAUCUCUUGGAUUAUCAGACCUUUUCUUAUGCCUCUCUCUUUCUCUCUCUCUCUCUCUCUCUCUCUCUGUUCCAAAGGUUCAUCGCUCAUAACCUCUUCCAGUUUUUUCAUGUUUUUUACAAGGUGAAGUGCAAUGCAGCGGCCUCUUGCACUGCAGAAUGCAUUGAUAAGCCAAUUAGGCCGCAGUUUUCUGCUGGUAACAUAUGAACUUUCCUAUUUAUGGACAUGUAUACCUAGUGUAGUAUGCCAUGGGCAUUCUUUCUCCA